AUGGGGGUAGACGUGGGGCAGGAGUCGAAGCGGCAGACAGACGUCGUGUUCGACGGACACCGAUGGACCAAGUACGGACAGAAGGUGCUGCUGCACUCCAGCUUCGUGCGGUCCUACUACCGGUGCAGCUACUGCAGCGCGGCCAAGGGGUCAUGCCCGGCGCGCAAGCUGGUGGACCGGCUCCCCUCCAACCCGCACGAGAUCCGCGUGGGGUACCACGGCCGCCACAACCACGCGGGCCUCAGCCCCGCCUCGCCCACCAUCCAGCGCUCCGUCACUCCCCCCCGGGACUUGUCCGCGUCUUCGCAGAGCAUGGCUGCUGCUGCUGCCGCUGCUGUCGCUGCUGCAGAGGCGGCGGGUGCUGUGAUGGCGGGUGGUGCGGGGGGGAACGGAGAGGCGAGGGAUAUGUCCGCGUCGUCACAAAGCAUGGCUGCUGCUGCUGCUGCCGCUGUCGCUGCUGCAGAGGCGGCGGGUGCUGUGAUGGGGUAUGGUGCGGGGGGGAACGGGGAUGCGCGGUCGAGCGGAGGUGGGGAAGGCCAGUCCGCGGCAGAGGGGGGGAAUGCGCGGAUGCCAAUGCAGUUCGGGGAUUUGUGGGGGGAGGGAGAGGAGGGCGCGGAGGGGAGUGAGGGGGGAGGCCAAGACCUGGACUACAAAACGUUCGAAGCCAUGCUGAGCCGGGGAGAGGAGAUACUGGUGGGCAUGGACGACGAGGGGGAGGGCGAGGAGGAAGGGGGGGAGCAGGGAGAAGGGGAGGGGGAGGGUGGCAGGGAGGGGGCGCAGCAGGGGGGGCGGGGGGAGCAGGCGGAGGGGGAUGAGCGGAGCUGGCGGGCGCUGCAGCUGCCAGAAGAUGGGUACCUGUGGGACCCGCCCAGGCGCCACAAACCGCUCGUCAACUCCAUGUACAUCCGGGUGGUGUAUCGGUGUGCAUACCACCCUGAGGGAACCACGAGGUGUCCAGCAGUGCGAGUGGUGGAUAUCCACCGAGCCAACGCCUCCUCCCUGCAGCUCACCUACACGCGCCCCCACUGCCACCCCCAGCCCGUCCGCAUUCGCCUCACCCGCCGCCCCGCCACCCCCCGCUCCGCCACCCCCCCCUCCGCCAGCCCCCCUUCCGCCACCCCCCCUUCCGCCAGCACCCGCUCCGCCAACCCCCCCUCCGCCCUCCCCCGUUCCACCACCCCCCGGUCGCGCUCCCUCCCUGGUGGCAGGCGCAAGGGUGAAGGGGGCGGACGGGGGGAAUGCAGGGGAGGGGCUGGGGAGGGGGGAGGAGUGGGGGAAGGGGGGAGAGCUGGGGAAAAGGGGGUGGGGGGUGGGGCGGAAGCGGAAGUGAGGGCGCUGGGGAAGAGGGAGGGCGGAGGAGGUGGGAGGAGGAGUAGUGGGAAGGGAGGGGGGCGGGGAGAGGGGUCAGUAGGGGGGAGUGUGGGUAGGGAGCAAGGCACAAGGGAUGAUGAGGGUGUGGGUAGGGUUGUGGGGUGGAAUGGUGCAGUGAUGGGGGGAGUGGCUGGGAUGGUGAGCGCUGAUGGGAUGGGGGGAGUGGAAGGGGGGGUGGGAGCAGAUGGGACGGGCAGAGCAGAAGGGGUGAUGGGAGGAGAAGGGGUGAUGGGAGGAGAAGGGGUGAUGGGAGGAGAAGGGGUGAUGGGAGGAGAAGGGAUGAUGAAAGUUGAAGGGAUGAUGGGGGGAGAAGAGAUGGUGGGAGGAGAAGGGGUGAUGGGAGGAGAAGGGGUGAUGGGAGGAGGAGGGAUGAUGGGAGGAGGGAUGAUGGGAGGAGGAGGGAUGGUGGGUGCAGGGGCGGGUGGGUGGGGCGACUCUGGCUUGAGUGCUGGCGCUGGUGGUGGGGGAGGUGGUGGUGGUGGCGCGUUGGGGCCAGCUGGGGCCUCUGGCACUAGUGACAGGUUAGGCCCAAGCCCACCGCUAAAGCGGGCAAAGCUCUCAACACCUGCGAACCUCGCAGCACCCCUUCGUCCUGCAUCGAGUGCGCUCACCCGCACAGUGUCAGGGCAGGACCAGUCGUGGGGAGGCUUGAUGGGGAUGGGGGCGGUGGGACACAUGGAGCGAGGAGGCUUGAUGGGGGCUGCAGGGCUGAUGGAGUGGGGUGGCGCAGGGGGGGUGAGAGGACGGGGGAGUGUGGAGAGAAGGAGCGGAGCAGGUGGAGGGAUGGGAGCGAUGGGAGGAGGGUUGGAAGGAGGGAUGGAGGGAGGGAUGGGGGGAUGGAUGGGAGAAGCAGCAGGAGGAGGGAUGCUAGGAGGAUUAGGAGGAGGAAUGGGAGGAGGGAUGGAAGGAGGGACAGGCGGAGGGACAGGCGGAGGGAUUGGAGGAGGAACAGGAGGAGGAGGGAUGAGAGGAGGGAUGGGAGGAGGGAUGGGAGGAGGGAUGGGGGGGGGGGGUGGAAGGAGGGAUGGGAGGAGGAGCAGGAGAAAGGGGGGAGAGAUUAGGGGCAGGAGGAGCACGGAGAGUGGAAGGAGGGUUGACUCGAGCGUUUCGGGAGGCUGA
Messenger RNA from Closterium sp. Naga37s-1, 2490 nucleotides. The record is from the annotation of a GenBank genome assembly. NCBI's taxonomy places the organism in Eukaryota, Viridiplantae, Streptophyta, Zygnematophyceae, Desmidiales, Closteriaceae.